This is a messenger RNA of Caenorhabditis sp. 36 PRJEB53466, 935 nucleotides long. NCBI's taxonomy places the organism in Eukaryota, Metazoa, Nematoda, Chromadorea, Rhabditida, Rhabditidae. The record is from the annotation of a GenBank genome assembly.
AUGGAUGCAGUUUGCAGACUUGGCGGUGAUAAGAAAGUACCUAACCAGAUUGAGUAGGCUCAUACUAUAACUCUUGUUUCAAUUUGAGAUUUUCAGCGAGCAAGAUCUUGUAGAAGGAUGUGAAUAUACGUACGUGCGCUGUUACGAUGAUACCACGAUUGUCUGCGAUUCUGUAACUCUCUAUGUGGGCGACGUAAAAACUCAUUGUCUGCAAUGUACUCUGAAUUCAGGCAGAAACGACAACAGCAACUUCUGCAAUUGGAACAGCAACUCUUAUUGACGGUUAUGCCUAUUUGACAUGUGAUAAAGACGGAACAUACUCGUGGGAGAGCACGUAGGAUCACAUUUCACCCACUUUUCAUGAUUCAACUAAUUUUCAGAAAGAAAAUUUCGCAGCUUUACUGUAUAUUCGUCAAUUGCCAAACUGUGAACUGUUCGUCGAGCUUUCCAUCAUGCUCACACUCAAUUCUUUCAAUUUUUCAGACUGUGAUGAUUGUAAUAUUGAUGCUAUUUUAACAGCCAACGGUGGCGAUAAAGUUGUGCCCAAUCAAGUCGAGUAUGGAGUUAAAUACAAACUGCACAAAUUCAAUAGCCCAUUUUCAGAGAGCAGCCGCUUGUGGAAGGUUGCGAACAAACAUUAGUCCGUUGUUAUAAUGAAGAUUACAUUCUAUGCGAUUCCACCGUUCUUUACGUCAGUGACAGCAUAUUGAAUAUACGUAUUAAUAGUAUAACUUUCAGGCGGUGACAUCCACAGGAACUUUUGCUAUUGGAAGUACAACGGAAACGAUUGCUUAUGCUUAUCUCGAUUGCGGCAAAGAUGGAACUUAUUAUUGGGAUACAACGUGAGCUAAAGAAAUUUUGAAAAAAUAGUGAACCUGAAUAAUUACAGAAAAGGAAUCAAUAACGUCUACUGCAUUUUUACCGGCUGCUACUGA